AUGUUUUAGGAAGAGGUAAGAAACUUCAAGGAACUUCGGGCCAAAUUUCAAAAGUUUGACACUCCACCUCUUCCAGGACCUAUCAGAUUCCCAGCAGGUGUUCUUCAAAAGAGUGACCGGGCAUGCAUACAAUCAACCCAGAUUUGGGCCAAUGGGAAGCCUCUCGCAUCCAAUUUUAAUUGGCCCCCAUCAUAUUGUUCCAGCCGGGAGUCUCAGGCUCCCAAAUCCCAGAAGAUGAAGUUUACUCCAAAGAGUGAAAUUCAGAAGUGUUUAAGUUCCCCAGAACCUCCAGAAAAGUCUACAGUGGACUCACAAAAUUCUCAGAAGGCUUCUUUGCUGUUAGCAGGGACCCAGUCAAGCACUAAGCUAUCCCAUGAGCAGGAAGGAAUGGCGGCCAACAGCUUCAGAGACAAACUCUGGAACUGGGAGAAGGUUUCGUCUCAGAAGAGCCAGAUGUCUCCACCCGUUCUCACUAACUGUGGCAAUAAGACCUUCUGUCAAGAAGAGCAGAAAAGCACAAGACUUGCUCCAGAAAGGCCAAGAAAAAAAGUGGAAUCAACAGGCGCUCAGACUUUUCCUUCUCAGAGGAACUCAAUAGCCCAGAGAGAAUCAUGUGUGACCUCAAAAGAGCCCCCUUUUCUACUUCUUCAAAAUGGUAGGAAGAGUGAGGGGGACCCCAGUGCUGAGAGAAGCAAGACAGCCAGACCUGCCCCUGAAAACCAGCCAGGGAGCAGGCAUCACCAGCUCCCCCAAACGAAGCCACUGCCUUCCAUCGAAUCUCUGGGUCCACCUCCCCCAAAGCCGCCAAAGCCCCCCACCGUGAACCUCCAGGCCUUCCAGAGACAAUCGGUUGGUAUGACCAAGACCCCAAAAGAAGUGUCUGUGAAGGAGGACCACUUGUCUCCAGAGAGUGCUGAAUUUGAAGAACCACAUAAUUAUGAGGCAACCAUUUCCUAUCUGAGACACUGCAGCAACUCCAUUAACCCCAGUGCUGUAGAAGAAAUUGCUGAUGUUACCUAUGAAGUUGAAAUCGAAGAACUCCAAAAGCCUUGGAAGAGCCCUCCCCAUCAAGAAUUAAGGCAAGUUUUCUCUUCCAAACCCAUUAGUAUCUGUGUUUUGGAGUCUCUGGUAGGUGUCUGUGAAAUGACACCUGGAAAAAUCCAGAUGCCUGGAGACCACAGAGAUAGAAGUUGCAUGCCAGAUGGAAAGCAGGAAAGCAUGGUCAACAUCAUCCAGACAAAGGCCUGUCCUGAAGACAGAAAACUAACCAGACACUCCCAAAGUCAGGGUGGGUACGUGCAGGCUUUGGAAGUGACUAAGGAAAUCUCAGAUUCAACAGCCUUCAGGUCAAGUUCCCCUUCAGAAGAGACCUAUGAUGAUGUGGAGUAUCCUAAGACAGACGUACCAAAGCUGGACUUUUCAAGCUCAUUUGCCUCCGAGAGUGAAGAAAAUAGUGAAGAAAUGUAUGAAGAUAUCUAUAAAACAAAGAGCAACCACCCCAAAAUAGAUUUAGAUGGAAAAGAAACACUUAAAAGACUCCAACAUUUCUUCAAAAAAGAAAAGGAUAAACUUAAAAUGAAGAAAACCAAAUCAAAAGAAAAUAUAAGGGCGUUUUCCAUUUCCCUGCCUGACUUAGGACUUAAGUCUCAGGAAGUUAUUAUCUAUGAUGAUGUGGACACAAGUAAAAAAGAACCAAACAAUGAAGAUAAACUGAAAACUUGGAAGCCGAAGUUUUUUAAUCCAAAGGGGAAAAAAGAGAAGGAAGAUGCCAAAGGAACAGAAAGUUUUCCUUCUAGAAAUUUCUUCAGAACCAAGAAGCAAAACUUAGAAAAUAAAAUGGAAAGAGAAGAAAAACUUUUUAGAGAAAGAUUUCAGUAUGACAAAGAGAUUGUAGUCAUCAACAGAGCAGUAGCGUGUUCCAGUAACUCAAGAAAUGGAAUAUUCGAUUUGCCAAUAACUUCUGGAGAACAACUGGAGGUCAUCGAUACCACGGAGCAAAAUAUGGUGAUAUGCCGCAAUUCUAAAGGCAAAUAUGGAUAUGUGCUCAUUGAACAUCUACAGUUCCAGUAA
Messenger RNA from Dipodomys ordii (Ord's kangaroo rat), 2070 nucleotides. RefSeq names its product chromosome unknown open reading frame, human C1orf168 (gene Fyb2). The transcript has 18 exons. NCBI's taxonomy places the organism in Eukaryota, Metazoa, Chordata, Mammalia, Rodentia, Heteromyidae. The record is from RefSeq and is a predicted model, not a curated record. Gene Ontology annotation, molecular function: protein binding. Gene Ontology annotation, biological process: protein localization to plasma membrane; T cell receptor signaling pathway; integrin-mediated signaling pathway. Gene Ontology annotation, cellular component: plasma membrane.